AUGAAUAUCAUCUGUGGUCUAAAGUUGCCGGGCAAGAACUGUAUUUUCUUUCAUUUAGCUUCUUUGACCAAGCAGGGGAAGUCAAAUAAUCUCUGUAGGUCUUACGCAGGAUAUUGCAGAACUCAAGUCAGUUGUACACGAGAUACAUGCCAAAGGCUGGAUUUGACUGGAAAUGCUAGAAACUGUUUUUUGACUGGAAGCCCUGACUCCUAUAGAAACUUAAUCGGUAAAGGACUGAGGUGUCUUUUGAAUGUCCCAAAUACAGAAGUAUACAAGAAUGCAUGCCACAGCUGGGGAAGGGUUUGCUUCCAGUCUUCUCGUCCACUGGGGGAGAAGAUCACAUCCCUCCAGAUUAGUUCUGUAGGGCAACUCCCACGUAAUUUUUCUGCUUGGAACAUUCAGAUCAUCAGGUCUUUUCGCACAUCACCAUCGUUUCAGGCUGCACCAGUUCCUCUUUUCUGGAUUAUUGUUAAGCCAGCUCAGAAAUUACUUGCUAUCAUUCUUGGCAGGAGCAUAAGAAAUUGGUGGAAGGCACUUCCUCCUAAUAAACGGGAACUUUUUAAAGAAAGUGCAAGGAAAAAUAAAUGGAAGAUACUCCUGGGUGUUAGUAGCUUAGGAGUUUUGUUUGUCAUGUUUUAUUUUACUCACUUGGAGGAGACACCCAUCACUGGGCGUGCUCGACUGUUGGUGUUUGGAAAAGAGCAUUUUAGGGAACUGUCACAGAUGGAAUAUGAUAUGUGGAUGGAGGAAUUCAAAAGUAAAAUGUUACCUGAGACAGAUGUGCGCUAUCAGGUUGUGGAGAGAGUUGUUCGUCAUUUAUCUGAAAGCAAUAAGGACGUACCACAGGUCUCAGCACUCAGUUGGGUUAUCCAUGUGGUAGACGAACCAGGUGUAAAUGCUUUUGUGCUUCCAAAUGGCCAAGUGUUUGUUUUCACUGGAUUGCUAAAUGCCGUUUCUGACAUUCAUCAGCUGUCUUUCAUUUUGGGACAUGAAAUAGCUCAUGCUGUGCUGGAACAUGCAGCAGAGAAGGCCAGCCUGGUUCACUUCUUGGAUUUUCUAUCACUCAUCUUUCUCACUAUGAUUUGGGCCAUCUGUCCCCGUGAUAGUUUGGCAGUUGUUGGCCAGUGGAUUCAGAGCAAGUUGCAGGAGUUUAUGUUUGAUAGACCAUACAGCAGAACAUUGGAGGCUGAAGCUGAUAAAGUGGGACUUCAGUUUGCAGCAAAGGCUUGUGUGGAUGUACGAGCAAGCAGUGUGUUUUGGCAACAAAUGGAAUUAGCAGAAACCAUUCAAGGGCAGCCCAAGUUACCGGAGUGGCUCUCCACACACCCUUCUCAUGAAAAUAGAGCUGAUCACUUAGACCGGCUUAUCCCAGAGGCUCUUAAAAUAAGAGAUAGCUGCAAUUGCCCAUCUCUUUCUGGACCAGAUCCUCGCCUCAUUUUCAAACUUAACAUGCAACAUCUCCUGGAACUGUCUAAAGAUCAAGAAACGCUGAAUUCUACAAAGCAAGAUGUCUCAAAAACAAAACUGGAUUUUCCUCACACGCAAAAAGUGGAAGAUAUGCCAGUAACUUUUGCAGCUAAACCUACAAACUAAUGAUGAUAAUUUUCACUUUUUUAUGACACUUGUCCCUGAAGGUCUGUCUUACAAUGCAGAUUUGUCUUUGAACCAUGAAGAAGAUGUAGCCACUAAUACUCUGUUUCUUUUAUGUGAUCUCUCUCUCAAAGCAAUAGGAACCAUGCCC
Messenger RNA from Pelecanus crispus (Dalmatian pelican), 1741 nucleotides. It is a transcript of the gene OMA1, whose product is annotated as OMA1 zinc metallopeptidase. Gene Ontology annotation, cellular component: mitochondrial inner membrane. Gene Ontology annotation, biological process: mitochondrial protein processing; protein quality control for misfolded or incompletely synthesized proteins. NCBI's taxonomy places the organism in Eukaryota, Metazoa, Chordata, Aves, Pelecaniformes, Pelecanidae. The record is from RefSeq and is a predicted model, not a curated record. Gene Ontology annotation, molecular function: metalloendopeptidase activity.